UCCUCCCAGAGCUCAACCGUUAGUGACGCUGAAGCCAGUGGAGGAAGCGUGUAUGCUGUUGCUGCACUGCGGGGUCGUGUCUCCACAAAAUACGUAGAAACUCGCAAUAAAAACUCAAUCGACGCUGGUUCAGUAACCAUGGCCGAAGGCGAUAACAAAAGCGCAAAUAUGCUAGCUCAGGAAACAGCCCAGCUGGAGGAGCAGCUGCAGGGCUGGGGUGAAGUGAUCCUAGCUGGGGAUCGCGUCCUGCGCUGGGAAAAACCUUGGUUCCCUGGAGCACUGAUCAUCGUUACCACCGUCCUCUUCCUGCUGAUUUACUACCUGGACCCAUCAGUGCUGACUGGGCUCUCCUGCACCGUCAUGUUGCUCUGCCUGGCUGACUACCUGGUGCCCACCCUUGCACCCCGAGUCUUUGGCUCCAAUAAGUGGACCACUGAGCAGCAGCAGCGUUUCCAUGAGAUCUGCGGUAACCUGGUGAAGACCCAGCGUCGGGUCGUGGGCUGGUGGAAGCGUCUCUGUGCCCUCAAGGAGGAGAAGCCCAAAAUGUACUUCGCCUCAGUGAUCAGCAGCCUGCUGGCAAUGGCUUGGAUCGGACAGCAGGUGCACAACCUGUUCCUCACCUACCUGAUAGUGAACUUCCUGCUGCUGCUGCCCGGCCUGAAUCAGCAUGGCAUCAUCACAAAGUAUGCCUCCAUGGCCAAGAGGGAGAUCAACAAACUGCUCAAACAGAAGGAGAAGAAGAACGAGUAGAUGAAGGUGUAGACAAAAAGGGGCAUCUCUGAAAGAUGAACCAUGACACAAAAUGGAAGGUGGAAGGAAGUUGAUUGGCUGAAACGAAAGCCUCCUGCUUCUUCAGUCUCUGCCACAGAGCAAGACACUUUUUUUUUUUUUUUUUUUUUUUCCUUCAGAGAUUCGUUUCUCCCUCCCACUAUUUGACAUUUUCAUCCUCAUCACCCACUUUUUUUUUUUUUUUUUAAUUUAUCUGCCAUGCAUGCAGCCUCCACAUGAAGGUUUUGAUAUUGUUCACAACACUGAAACAUUCAGCAACAUGUGCACACAACCCCGUCAUGUACACGAGUUUAAAAUCUUCCUUCUGUUUCUUUAAAUGUGCAGUGUUUUUAAGAUGUCAGAAAUGCUUUUAAGCCAUUCCCUCUACUUAGACAAAGUGACUACUGAGCAGUUUUGUACCAUUACUGCAUCAUUUAACCUCUGAUUCCUCACAGUAAAGUUGUUUGUUUUUGUUUUUUUCCUCCAGGACAGUUUGUCACAUGAGAACAGGUCAUGAAAGUUUUACUGUUUUUUUUUUUUUUUUUUUUUUUUUCUCUCUUAUUCUGCUUUGGUUUUAAACAUAGCGCUGAAAACAAAACUGGAUUUAAAGCAGAGCUCAUCAGGAGUGAAACUGUUCCUAGAUACAAGCCUAAUGCGAUACCGCUGCUAGCUGGACUCUGAACUAUUAGCUCGUAUAUAAAAACCCCAGUUUGUUACCGGUGUGGGGUGUUUUUUGUGUAAAUAGGCCUAUCCCUCACUCUGUUCCUGUCAGUCAUCCUUUUCUGUGUUCUUGUUAUUUAUGUGUUCUUUCCUCCUCAGUCUCUCUCUGAUCACUGUCUUUCAGCUCGUUUCAUUAUUUGUCUUUAUUGGAGAUCUUUACGACAAUGAAUAAAGUUUGAUUUAAAUGAA
Molecule: messenger RNA, 1677 nt
Organism: Xiphias gladius (swordfish)
Lineage: Eukaryota; Metazoa; Chordata; Actinopteri; Istiophoriformes; Xiphiidae
Gene: arl6ip1
Product: ADP-ribosylation factor-like 6 interacting protein 1
Exons: 6
Coding region: 139-750 (203 amino acids)
Source: RefSeq, a predicted model, not a curated record